Molecule: messenger RNA, 717 nt
Organism: Rotaria socialis
Lineage: Eukaryota; Metazoa; Rotifera; Eurotatoria; Philodinida; Philodinidae
Source: the annotation of a GenBank genome assembly
AUGUCAGAAACAAGUAUUGAUUUUUUGAUGCACAGACAAAAACAUUUACCUCAGUAUCAAAUAGCUGCUCAAUAUGAUAUAUUAGCAUGGCUCGAUACAAUUCCUUUAUCUCGGCCAGUAUAUACUUUAGAACUAGAUUUUGGUGAUGGAAUCUUAAUUGCUGAAAUAGUUGCUUACUUUUUUCCUGAAUAUGUUGAGUUAGAAAUGUUUCAUGUCGCUCGAAAUAUGUCACAACGUGCUAAAAAUUGGCGUUUAUUAAAUUCUGAUGUUUUACCUAAAAUAAGUUUACAUGCACCUGGUACUGUUGUACAUGAUAUAACAAAUGGAGAUAAUCGCGCUGUUGAAUUAUUUCUUCUUCACUUACGAGAGAAAAUUGAAGAACAUUUAAUUCGUACAGGAAGAAGAUCGCGUUUACAAUGGGAAACAUGGCGUACAUUUAAUGUUGAGCGUCAUCGUUUACCAUACUUAGUACCAACACCACUCACACCUAGAAGAACUGCUAUCGCACCUGGGUAUGGAUCUAUUUCGCGAAGUGAAAGAUUGAAGAAUCCACGUGCUGCUCUGUUUGAUAAUGUUUUAAUAGUUAAAGAUGAAGAAAUUGAAGUUUUACGCCAAAAAUUAAAAACUUGUGAAAAAAUUAUUCGUACUAAAGACAAACGAAUUCAAGAAUUAGAAGAAAAAUUUGAAAAAAGGAAACUGAAACGACCUUCACCAUAA